AUGGAUCAGUCUCCAGAUGUCAAUUUGGAGGAAGUGUUCUGGCGAUCACCCCAACAUGUGCAAAUGAUGGGAGGAUUCCUCCAUUCAAAUAACAUAUUAUUCUACUUCGCAGAGUCGCCUUUUUUUGACGCAACCUCCAAUAAUGCCUCCCUCGCUAUCCAGGCCAACUACAAUGAAGCCUUUCGACAUUUUCUCGAGACGCGCGAAGUCUUUGAAGGCAGAUUAAAAACGAUGCAAGGGUUAGAAUUCAUGGUGACAUAUGAUCCGUUGCAAGAUGCGGCCCAGUCAGAUACAGAAUUCGCCCAUCCGCCAUCGAAUAUAUGGGUGAUUCGAAAGCAGCAAAGGCAGAAGCGGCCAGGGAUGGAAGAUGAUGUCGUCGUGCUCUCGACGUAUUAUAUUGUCGGUGAUUCUGUCUACAUGGCCCCUUCUGUGUCCAGUAUUGUGGGCAAUCGAAUACUUUCCGCCGUGACAUCGCUUACGAAACUUCUCACUGUCGCCUCUCCUCUUCCUAUUUUCACACCAUCGUACGGCCAUAUGUACAUGCCCCCUGGCCCAAAGGCACUAGACGGAUCCCAAACAUCAUCGCAAUCGCAAUCACAAUCUCAGCUACAAAGCAAGGAAUUCACACCAGUACCAGAUUCUCAAGGCUCCACAAAGCCGCCGUUAACCAGUGCUACAAACGUCAAAGAUACAUCCUAUCAAGACACCCGAAACUUAAUGGAGGCCAUGAACCUCCUUUCUAAAUACGGUGAUGAGUUCAUGGAUGAAACUCCUCUAUCAGGGGAGCCAGGCUCUUUCAUUUUAACCAAAGCCAACGAACCUGCGGGAAGCACUCGGCAGCCCCCUAAGACGAAUAUGCACGCGCCUGCGCUUCCCAGGAAGACUGGGAUUCCGAGUAUCACGGAAGCCUCUACUCCGGUAAGAGGUGCGGAAUAG
Talaromyces proteolyticus is the source of this 936-nucleotide messenger RNA. Its product is annotated as putative RNA polymerase II transcription mediator complex subunit. The record is from RefSeq and is a predicted model, not a curated record. Lineage: Eukaryota; Fungi; Ascomycota; Eurotiomycetes; Eurotiales; Trichocomaceae. Gene Ontology annotation, biological process: regulation of transcription by RNA polymerase II. The transcript has 3 exons. Gene Ontology annotation, molecular function: transcription coactivator activity. The coding region runs from base 1 to 936 and encodes 311 amino acids. Gene Ontology annotation, cellular component: mediator complex; core mediator complex.